This is a messenger RNA of Pelobates fuscus (common spadefoot toad), 867 nucleotides long. RefSeq names its product joining chain of multimeric IgA and IgM (gene JCHAIN). NCBI's taxonomy places the organism in Eukaryota, Metazoa, Chordata, Amphibia, Anura, Pelobatidae. The transcript is spliced from 4 exons. Bases 114 to 596 code for a protein of 160 amino acids. The record is from RefSeq and is a predicted model, not a curated record.
AGUUGGGUUUUUAUUUUAGGCAGCAGACAGUUGCAGUGCUGCCUCCUCCCCCAUAUUAUAGGACUGCACUGUAUCUUCACCUGGACAUCUUCAAAAGAAGAAGUGAAGCAAAGAUGCUGAAGAAAAGUGUUAUGCUGGCAGCUGCAUUGCUGCUAUUUGGGAGUUCUAUAUUUGUGGCAGCAGGCUACUAUGAUGAUUAUGAUGAGCGUGUCUUAGUGGACAAUAAAUGUAAGUGCGUCAAAGUGACUUCAAAAUUUGUCCCUUCAAAAGAAAAUCCUAAUGAGAAUGUUUUGGAACGUAACAUUGAAAUAAGGAUUCCAUUAACAGCCAGGAUGAACAUCUCAGACCCAACAUCUCCACUGAGAACUAAUUUUGUCUAUGAUCUGUCAAAACUCUGUAAGAACUGUAAUCCUACCAAAAUAGAACUUGGUGGUGAAUCCAUAUGGGCAUCCCAAGGCACCUGCACUUCGGAUUCAGAAGACACAUGCUACACGUAUAACAGGAACAAAUGUUAUACCUGGGGAGUCCCAUUUUCAUACAACGGAAAGACUGUAGUAAAGAGAGUAGCGCUGAAUCCCGAAUCCUGCUAUGAAUAAAUUGUCCUAGCAUUGCAAUAUCCAAAACAUUGCUGUAUAUUUUAUAAAUGUCUUUAGAUACUCAAAAUACUGCCCAAACUAAUGAUAGCCAGCCCUUUUCCCCAUAUAACCUAGUAUUUGCAACGGCAAAGCAUACAUAUAUUAUUUAGCAGUGCUUAAUCCCCUUAUUAUGUUUAUGCCUGUGUUUUAUGUCAUUGAACGACCUUAUUAAUGUCCAUUUUGCAAUAAAUCAGUUUAUUCAGUGCACAAAUAAAUCCACAUUGUGAUUAUU